Entamoeba dispar SAW760 is the source of this 435-nucleotide messenger RNA. RefSeq lists its product as uncharacterized. The record is from RefSeq and is a predicted model, not a curated record. Lineage: Eukaryota; Evosea; Mastigamoebida; Endamoebidae. The transcript has a single exon. Bases 1 to 435 code for a protein of 144 amino acids.
AUGAAACGUUGUCUUGAAAAUAAUGGAAAAAAAAGAUUACAAGAUGAAAGCGAUGAACAAGAUGCCUGUGAUGAUGGUUGUUGUGGUAGAGAUUUCCCUGAGUUAUCUAAUUUUAAAAUGAUUGGAAAGUUUGAUGGAAAAAUUAAGUUCUUCAACGGAAACUUUGAGUUUGAUGGAAAAUUUGAUGGAACUGUUGAGUCAAAUCAAAAUGAUGUUUUACCAGAAGGUGAAGAGUUUGGUUCUGAAGAACUUGAAUCUGCAAAAAAGAAAUUGUUAGGUACUAGUGAUGUACUUCAAUCUAAUUCUAAAGAAGAAGAAGCACUCUCUGUUGCUUCUGAUGACGAAAGUGAAGAAGAGGAAAAGCCUAACAAAAAGCAUUAUGAUGCCGCUAAAUUACAAAACCCACCAACUGCAGAAGAUUGCAAAACACAAUAA